Messenger RNA from Cutaneotrichosporon cavernicola, 657 nucleotides. RefSeq lists its product as uncharacterized. The record is from RefSeq and is a predicted model, not a curated record. The transcript is spliced from 2 exons. Bases 1 to 657 code for a protein of 218 amino acids. NCBI's taxonomy places the organism in Eukaryota, Fungi, Basidiomycota, Tremellomycetes, Trichosporonales, Trichosporonaceae.
AUGCAGGUCCUCGUCCUCGCCCUCAGCCUCAUCCUCGCCCUCUCAGCCCCAGCGCUAGCCCAGACAUCCACCAUCGACAUCGGCACCCUCAUAACCCAAGGCCUCGUCCCCUCCACCACUCACCCUUCCGCCGCCUCCACCGAAAUCGCCGGCGAAAGCCCACUCACAUCGACCCGCAUUAACUUCCCAACCAUGCUCGACUGGUGGGUCCUCGAUGCGCCCAACCAAGCCGAAUGGACAUUUGUCCACCCCACCCUCGAUCCUGACAAGGUGGAGAUGGACUUAAUCCUCGAUAAUCUUGACGACACGGUCUGUCCGUCUCCAGUGUUGGUGGCGACGGUACGUGCCCACUGGGGGAAGUGGGGCGGUCAAACCAACCUGCAAGGCGCAAAGGCUGGUGAGGGGUAUUUCCUACUCCUCCAAGAUCGCACCAACAGUUCUCAUAUCUACGCCGAGAGCGAGAACUUUGAACUGCGGCCGGCUGGGGCCGCACUUACGCACAAGUGGCAUCCCACACCCGACGUCGCUUCUGCCCAAAGCAGCGCCCUAGCUGUGGGCCCGACAGGUUCAACGUCAGGAGCGAGGCGGCUCGCGACCCCGGAAUGGCUUGGCGUGGUGAUGGCAGCGGUGGUGUGGGGAACUGGAGCUGCCAAAUAG